Molecule: messenger RNA, 774 nt
Organism: Pieris macdunnoughi
Lineage: Eukaryota; Metazoa; Arthropoda; Insecta; Lepidoptera; Pieridae
Source: the annotation of a GenBank genome assembly
AUGCUUAAUGCAGAAAAUGUUGCGCCAGUUGCACCAGUGCCAAUUCCAGAUGACGAUGUGACUCCCGAUAUUUCUGAUAAUGAAAAGGAAAAUGAUUCUACAAAAUCUCCCCCAAAAUUGCUUUCCAUAUGUAUGGCCAGUAAUAGAGAUGCCCUUAUGAAUUCCUACAAUAAUAACAGACCGCAUGCAGCUGGUUCUUCACAAAUUAGAAAUAACGAUAGCCCUAAAACACCGACCCAUUCUCACAAUAUUCACGUUCCAAAACCUUCUACAUCAGCAUUUGUAAGUCCUGAAGUAAUAAGACCACACCCAAAAGCAGGACCGAGAAAAGGCUCUGGAAAGGGGAGAAAAAAAGAACAAGAAGUGACAACGUCGGAAGAUGAAGAAUUACCGCCAUCGCCAGAAUCAGUUUUAAGUGCGUUUGAUGAAAGUGAUAUCUCUGGUAGCAGUUGUAGCGAAUCAGAGAAUGAAGAUGACUCCAAUGACUCCAUCAUCAUUGGAGAUUGGGUUAUUGUGAACCUAAUCUCGCAAAAGAAUCUCGUUCAUAAAUAUGUUGGGCAAAUACUGAGGGAAAGUCGAGCUGGAUAUGACAUUAAAUUCGCUAAAAAAAUUAAUGAUAAGAUGUUCAAGUGGCCUGUUAACGACGAUAUUAGUUCAAUUGCUAAAUAUCAAGUUGUGAAAAAACUACCAGAUCCGAAAGUGAAAUCAUCAUCAAAAAGAGUCAUUAGUUUUAUGUUUCCAAAAUCAAUAAGAAAAUUUAAUAUUGAGAAAUAA